Molecule: messenger RNA, 987 nt
Organism: Nematocida major
Lineage: Eukaryota; Fungi; Microsporidia
Product: cyclin-dependent kinase 7
Exons: 1
Coding region: 1-987 (328 amino acids)
Biological process (GO): protein phosphorylation; positive regulation of transcription by RNA polymerase II
Cellular component (GO): transcription factor TFIIK complex; cytoplasm; nucleus
Molecular function (GO): cyclin-dependent protein serine/threonine kinase activity; RNA polymerase II CTD heptapeptide repeat kinase activity; ATP binding
Source: RefSeq, a predicted model, not a curated record
AUGGAUAAAGUGAGAAGGUAUACGAAAGAGGCUAAAGUAGGAGAGGGGACGUAUGCUGUUAUAUAUUCCGGAAAGGAGUAUUUGGUAUCGCCAACGGAUGCAUCUUCUGACGUGAUAACCGAGACGCCUCCUGCAAACGCGCUCCCAGGGAGGCAGGUCGCCAUAAAGCGCAUCAAGAAAGAUCCAAACCAGCUUGACAUAGACAUGGCGACCCUGAGGGAGAUAAAGCUUCUGAAGUAUCUAAAGUCCGAGUACAUAAUAGACCUGUACGAUAUAGUUGUUCAAGACAAACACAUACACAUAGUGCUCCCGUACAUGGAGAGCAACCUCGAGGUGAUAAUACGCAGCAAGAACAUAAUACUUAUGCCGCAGGACGUAAAGUCCUGGAUGCUGAUGAUAUGCAAGGGCGUGCACGAGUGCCACUCGAGGUUUGUUAUACACCGAGACAUAAAGCCAAACAACAUUCUUGUGGGGAAAGACGGGUCUUUGAAGAUCGCCGACUUUGGUAUAUCCGUGGACAUUGGAUUCCCACUCCGCGCGCUUACCCCGAACGUUGUAACGCGCUGGUACAAAGCGCCAGAAAUACUUCUGGGCUGCUCAAACUACACCUUCGCCAUCGACAUAUGGGCGCUUGGGUGCAUGUUCGCCGAGAUGCUCCAAAGAACCCCGUACCUCCCCGGGAAGUCAGACGCCCACCAGCUGGAGCUGAUAUACCAGGCCGUGGGAACGCCUUCGGAGGAGGAGUGGGCGGAAAUAGGGCACAAGACAGAGGGCAUAUCGCCCCCACAGCACAUUCCCAGAAGCAACUUUGACGCUGCCUUCCGAGCAGCAGGCACCGACGCAAUAGACCUUCUGAAUAGGAUGCUGGUCUACGUUCCCCACAAGAGAAUAACAAUAGAGGAGAUACUUGCACACCCGUAUUUCACAAACUCGCCUCCGCCCACUGCGCCCAGCCAGCUCCCAUUUGACGCGUUGCCGCACAACUAG